This is a messenger RNA of Didymodactylos carnosus, 1505 nucleotides long. NCBI's taxonomy places the organism in Eukaryota, Metazoa, Rotifera, Eurotatoria, Philodinida, Philodinidae. The record is from the annotation of a GenBank genome assembly.
AUGGGAAAGUAUCAUAAAAUGAUGAAUAUUCGAUUAUUUUUUGUUUUAUUUAUAUUACAUUUGCAAUCUUCUAAGACGCAGGAUGUUUUUGCAGAUGUUCCAUCGAAUUCGUCCUCUACCCGACCUAGUGUUUUAAAUACAACAGCUUUACCAGCCCCAACCGAUGUUAGUCUAAAUAUUUCUUGGACGUAUGCAGUGGGAACAACGAGAAUAAAAAUGAUGAUAAACAAUUUAAAAGCUCAACAAUGGAUAGCCAUGGGUCUAUCGUUAGAUGGAAAAAUGGGUGAAACGCAUGUAUUUCUUUUUCAACAUUUUCAAAAUAAUACUCUUGAUUUAAUACGAUUAAUUAAUCCAAGUGAUCAUGAUGAUCCUGUUGCUGCGCCACCACAUUCUGGAGGAUCCUUCUCAAUUGUACGAACACAACUUAUAAAUAAUGUUAUUUUAUGCGAAUUUACAUUAUCAAAUUUUACUGCAACGGAUAUACAGCAGUUACAAAAUAUUCCACCCUUAACUCAAACAACUUCGUAUCAUCCAAUCAUCGCUCUAGGACGUCUGGUGGGUCAAAGUAAGUAGAAAAAAAAAUUUCAAUAUAGUUUUAUUAAUUUCCACUCAAAAAACUAAUUUCCCUUUAGUGCUUAAGAUGCACGGAAAGCAGAAUUCGAGCGAAAUUUAGAUUUAGCUCGCUUAUACACCAUUCGAUAGAGAAUUGAAUGAGAAUCACGAAUAUCACGUCCCCAUCUUCCAAAACCGUUUCUCCGCUGAGAUAUCCUUACAAUACUUGGAGCAUGUCAAAAACCUUAAAAAUCUACGUUUCAAAAACGUGACCCUAGGUUUUCCGGAUUCCGUUUUCGAGUUUUCAGGUCAAAUGUUUCAGAUUCAGCGCUGAAAACUGAAUCUGGAAAAGCACCUUUCAGACUUCUAGGACCAAAAAUGGAUUCUUUCCGAUGACUAAAACCGCACGUGUUGAAAGCGUGCAUCAAACUUUGUUGCUCUAAUUCAAGCUUUCCCAAAGGAUCUAGUGCCAAAACGUUUACAUGGGAUGUGCGCCAGAGGCCAGGCUUCAAACUGAUAAAGAGCUUUUUUCGAAAUUCUUUUUCUUUACUGAGAAAAUCGACUUUUACUGAGCACGUCUCCAAGACGACCAAGUCCUUUUGCACUAUUUUUGCGAGUUCUGUUUCAAAGUCACUUCUAUUAACGCAGAAUGGGUUAGAAACGAUGGAAAAUCUGAUGAUGAUGGCGUAGAGAUCUGCACAGGGUUUCCAGAGGAUCUCUGGUGGGUUUGAGAGGUUUUACCGAUUCUAACUCUCUUCAAAAACCAUCGGAUACCCUCUGGAAACCCUGUGCAGAUCACUACGCCACCAUCAUCAGAUUCUCCACCAUUUCUAACCCAUUCUGCGUUAAUAGAAGUGACUUUGAAACAGAACUCGCGAAAAUAGUGCAAAAGGACUUGGUCGUCUUGGAGACGUGCUCAGUAAAAGUCGAUUUUCUCAGUAAAGAAAAAGAAU